Messenger RNA from Hippocampus zosterae (dwarf seahorse), 2727 nucleotides. RefSeq names its product nucleus accumbens-associated protein 1-like. Gene Ontology annotation, biological process: regulation of transcription by RNA polymerase II. The record is from RefSeq and is a predicted model, not a curated record. Gene Ontology annotation, molecular function: protein binding; RNA polymerase II cis-regulatory region sequence-specific DNA binding; DNA-binding transcription factor activity, RNA polymerase II-specific. The coding region runs from base 290 to 2125 and encodes 611 amino acids. The transcript is spliced from 7 exons. NCBI's taxonomy places the organism in Eukaryota, Metazoa, Chordata, Actinopteri, Syngnathiformes, Syngnathidae.
GGGGUUAAGUUUUCUUAAGCUCCGGUCGCGCUCCGUCGGGGGGGGCGCGGGGGUUGGCUGAGAGCGUAGCCGCAUUUCGGUGCUCGAGUCCCGGCCGCUGAGUUGAACGCGCCACCUCGGAGCUUGGGUUUAAACUACCACGGAAAUGGAUUUUUGUGGUUGUAAUGCGAGCGGUUUUAAGAAAUGUGUCCAGAGGUGUGGUGGCAGCGGCGUUAGCCUUAGCUUUAGCUCGCUACGUGCUAGCACGGGCCACCUUUUUUUUUAAGCAGGAAACUGAGCUGAAUUCUUCAUGAGCUUCUCCAAAGCGCGUGGUGCUGGGCACAGCGUUAUGGCUCAGACGCUACAGAUGGCGAUCCCCAACUUUGGCAACAACGUCCUGGAGUGUCUGAACGAGCAGCGUCUGCAGGGUCUCUACUGUGAUGUGUCCGUGGUGGUCAAGGGACACGCCUUCAAGGCCCACCGCGCGGUGCUGGCGGCCAGCUCGUCGUACUUCCGCGACCUGUUCAACGCCGGCGGCAAAAGUUCGGUGGUGGAGCUGCCGGCGGCCGUGCAGCCGCAGAGCUUCCAGCAGAUCUUGGCCUUCUGCUACACGGGCCGCCUGAGCAUGAACGUGGGAGACCAGUUCCUGCUGAUGUACACCGCUGGCUUCUUGCAGAUCCAGCAGAUCAUGGAGAAGGGCACCGAGUUUUUUCUCAAGGUGUCCUCCCCGAGCUGCGACUCGCAGGGUCUCCACAGCGAGGAGGCGGAGCCUCAGAGUCCCGUCACUCAGACGGCGGGAGGGGCGGGCGCUACCCCGCUUGGCACCACGGCCGCCAGACCCGCCGCUUGUUUGACGCCGCUCCCCCUUAUGUCCAAGGUCAAGACGGAGCAGGCGGCCACCGCCCCUCAAUCGCAACAGGUGACACCCCCCCCCCCCCACCCCCCCGGCCGGCCUGGUCCCGCCAUUUCUGCGCGGUUACAUUUGUACCUGAACGAAAACAUUUUUCAGGAGGGCUUCCCCUAUUCGGUGGUCUGCAUCCCGGUGGCCAAGCGACUGUGGGAGGGGGGUAACGGAGGAAGCGCGUCGGCCGGCGCCGCCCAAAGAAAGGCGGCGCGCUACUCUUCCUCCUCGUCCUCCUCCUCCUCCUUCACCUCCAGCGGCGCUACGCAGGAUUCCGCCGGGCGGGGACCCGCCUCUGCAUUACUGGCCGCGGGCGCCGCUAACAACAACAACAACAACAACAAUAAUAGUCAUAACGGAGGAACGCCCGACGGCACGAGUCCCGGCGCGCUCAGCCUGUACACGAGCGACUCGCCCAUCAGCUACCACGACGACGAGGAAGAGGACGAAAUGGCCGAGGAGAGCGCCGAAGAACAGUACAGGCAAAUCUGCAAUAUUUACAGCAUGUACGGCAUGCUCAACGCCAACGCCGCAGUGCCCGGUGAGAAGGUGGAGGCGCUGCCGGACGCGGGCGCCGACUCAGGGCGCCGAGGCGGGCGCCCCCGGCAGGAGCUGGCGUCGCUGCCGUCGGAGCUCAUCAGCCAGAUCGGCAACCGCUGCCAUUCCAAACUCUACGAGGAGGGCGACCCGGCGGAGAAGCUGGAGCUGGUGAGCGGCACGGCCGUGUUCAUCUCGCGGGCGCAGCUGAUGAACUGCCAUGUCAGCGCCGGCACGCGACACAAGGUUCUGCUCAGGCGCCUGCUGGCCGCCUUCUUUGACAGGAGCACCCUGGCUAACAGUUGCGGCACGGGCAUCCGCUCGUCCACCAACGACCCGAGUCGCAAGCCGCUGGACAACCGAGUGCUGCACGCCGUCAAAUUCUACUGCCAGAACUUUGCGCCCAGCUUCCGGGAGAGCGAGAUGAACGCCAUCGCCGCCGACAUGUGCACCAACGCCCGCCGCGUGGUGCGCAAAAGCUGGAUCCCCAAACUCAAGCUCCUGAUGGCCGACGGCGACGCCUACUCUUCCUUCCUGGCCGACAGCGUCAAGAUGGAGGCCGACGGGCUGGGCGGCGAGCACGGCUUUGAGGCCGCCUCCCUGGAGGCGGCGGCGACCGGGGGGGGGGACGGCGGGGCCGCGCCCGCCGACACCCUCCAGGACGGCGGCGGCGGCGGGGGCGGAGGAGACGGCGGCGCUUUGCUUUGAGUGAGUGAACGGACCGCCGGAUUUUCGGGCGGAGGGCGGGAGGGGGGGCGCGGCUUCCGGUCUUUUGCUUCCUUUUCGAGCGUCACUUCCUUCCGCUUUUUGACGCUCUUCCCAGCCCACAGAACACAGCAUGUACCCGGGACGGGAGGAAGUGGGCUUCUCCCGUCUGCAUGUAGCGCCGACGCGGUUCUCCUCCCGCCAAAAUCGAUCAUGUAUUACCCCCCCCGGCCCCCCUCCCUUCAUCGUGAAUGUACGUGGGUUUCGUGUCGGCUUUGCACCGAAGAACAACUUGAGUUUGUUUACAUUUCCUUCCCAUUUUAUUUUUAUUUUUUUACAUGAUUCUGCUAAAAUUGCAGCAGGAUUUUGCUGUGAGAACUUUGUCAUUGGGAGCACAAUGAAGCUAACGAAGGUUUUUUCUUGAGGGGGGGGGGGCUCAAAGUAGCCCAGACAAAACAGCGAAGGAAUGGCAAUAUUUUUUUUUAUUGUUCAUCUCCCACUAAAAUGGAUCCCGUAUUCCCCUUCAAAGUCACACUGAAUGAACGUUCGACUUGUGGGGAAGGUUUUUUUUUCCUUUAAAAAUCUUACAUUUUGAUUUUUUUUUU